Myotis brandtii (Brandt's bat) is the source of this 467-nucleotide messenger RNA. It is a transcript of the gene RIIAD1, whose product is annotated as regulatory subunit of type II PKA R-subunit (RIIa) domain containing 1. Lineage: Eukaryota; Metazoa; Chordata; Mammalia; Chiroptera; Vespertilionidae. The transcript is spliced from 5 exons. The record is from RefSeq and is a predicted model, not a curated record. Bases 16 to 294 code for a protein of 92 amino acids.
GACGACCACAACAAGAUGACGACAAUGGAGGACGGGCAGCUGGGGCCUGACCCCGGGGCGCUGAGCCCCGAGCAGCUGGAAAAGCUGCGCGACUACAAGAUUCAGACGCGGAUUGCUAACGAGAAGUACCUAAGAUCCCACAAGGAAGUGGAGCUGCUGCUAAGUGGUUUCUACAGAGAAAUGUUUCUGAAAAGGCCAGAAAACAUCCGAGAAUUUGCUGCAGACUAUUUCACGGAUCCAAGACUUCCCAACAAGAUUCACACGCAGCUAAUUAAGCAGAAGAAAGAGGCUUAAUUAGCAGAAUCACGAUGCUCAGCUGCUGAGGGAGACCAGAAAGGAUCCAGCCCGGGGGGCAUCUGGAAGUGAGAGUCUGUUGUCAUCAGUGUGGGUUUCCAAGCUGCCUUGGGCUCUGUCUACUUUGCAAAGGCUUUUAAAGAUACUCAUUAAAAACAGACCUUCCUGCUGUC